AUAGGGAUUCCAGUCGGUGACAGUAACACAGAACUGCGCGUAAAGAUGGCAAUGACGGACACAGAGUGGGGGAGCUCAAAUCGAGACGAGUCUGGGUCCCCAUUCUCUGAGAUAAUUGAACUGAAUGUCGGGGGACAGGUGUAUGUGACACGGCACAUAACUUUGGUCGCCGUUCCAGACUCGCUCCUCUGGACCAUGUUCAGCAAGAAGGCUCCAAAGGACCUGGCGCGAGACGGCAAAGGGCGCUACUUCUUGGACAGGGACGGUUUCUUGUUCCGUUAUAUUUUAGACUACCUGCGGGACCUCAACCUGGUGCUGCCUGAUUAUUUCCCCGAGAAAAGCCGGCUGCAGAGGGAGGCUGAGUUUUUCCAGCUGCGGGACCUGUCCAAGCGCCUGAGCCCCAGCAUGAGCAAAGAGAACUCCAUCAAUGAGGAGAUUUGCCAGAGCGACACCGAGGAGGGUGCACUUCAGUGCGGCACCGGGUCCUCCGGCGUUGGCAUGGAAACUUUGCGCAUGAUGACUGCAAUGAGCAGCGCUCGCUCCCAGUCUCUGGAGUCCAGAAAGUCGGGCUACAUCACAAUUGGUUACCGGGGAUCGUACACUAUAGGGAGAGAUAUCCAAACCGAUGCCAAGUUCAGGAGAGUGGCGCGCAUCACGGUGUGCGGGAAAACUUCCCUUGCCAAAGAAGUGUUCGGGGACACUUUGAAUGAGAGCAGGGACCCCGACCGGCCACCGGAGAGGUAUACCUCCCGUUACUACCUAAAAUUCAAUUUCCUUGAGCAGGCGUUUGACAAGCUGACCGAGGUUGGCUUUCACAUGGUGGCUUGUAGCUCCACGGGCACAUGCGCCUACACCAGCAAUGACCCAAACGAGGAUAAAAUCUGGACGAGUUAUAACGAGUAUGUGUUCUGUCGGGACUAAAAUGUUAAUAUGGUCACCACCUGAGCCCACCCACUGCCAACAGAAAAUUACUGUUUUGUGUUUACUCGUGUAAAUAGACAUCUCAUAAUUACCACAAAGAGAAUAGGGCCUGCAUAUUUGAUCUUUGACAUUGUCUUCAGCAUAUAUUAUUCAAUGUCAUUAUUUAAAAUAUCUUUACAUAUUUAAUGGGAAAUAGCCACAGACUAUAGGUGAAUACACACUAACCUAGAAUUCCGGAUGUUAUCAUAUGUUAAUUUUCCUUGUGGAGAUGGCUAUUGAAUGAAUGAAUUGAAUGACAUUUUACACACACGCACAUGUAACAGAUGUCCCAUGAAGACAAGAAGACGGGUCAUACUUGAUAAAUCUCUUGAGUUGUGUUUGUAAAGAAAGGACUGUCCAGCCAGCGAUCCCAGAAUGGUGUUUAUUCUGAAGAUAGACACAAAGGAGCACAUUAGAUGUGCCGGACAACAAUAUGUUGAUUGCUGUGGAUUAGUGAUUUGUCUUUUAGAAUGGAAAUAACUGUGAAUUAGCAGGGAGAUAAUGCGACCAUUACAAAUAGGGCAUGCUAGCUAACUUGCUCUUACAGCAAUGACAUACAAAAGCACACCCCAGGAAGCCCUCAAUAUCUAACAGGUAACACACACACACACACACACAUAUAUACACAAAUUAUACAAAACAUUAAGGAUACCUGCUCUUUCCAUGACAUAGACUGACCAGGUGAAUCCAGGUGAAAGCUAUGAUCCCUUAUUGAUGUCACUUGUUAAAUCCACUUCAAUCAGUGUAGAUGAAGGGGAGAAGACAGAUUUAAGGAGGAUUUUUAAGCCUUGAGACAAUUGAGACAUGGAUUGUGUAUGUGUGCCAUUCAGAGGGUGAAUGGGCAAGACAAAGGAUGUAUUUGCCUUUGAACGGGUAUGGUAGUAGGUUCCAGGCGUCAAGAACUGCAACGCUGCUGGUUUUUCACACUCAAUAGUUUCUCGUGUGUAUCAAGAAUGGUCCACAAUCCAAAGUACAUCCAGCCAACUUUUUUAUUUUAUUUUUAAUUUCACCUUUAUUUAACCAGGAAGGCUAGUUGAGAACAAGUUCUCAUUUGAAACUGCGACCUGGCCAAGAAACAGCGUAGCAAUUCGGCACAUACAAGUUACACAUGGAAUAAACAAAACUUACAGUCAACUUGACACAACUGUGGGAAGUAUUGGAGUCAACAUGGGCCAGCAUCCCUGUGGAACGCUUUCAACACCUUGUAGAGUCCAUGUCCUGACAAAUUGAGGCUGUUCUGAGGGAAAAAGGGUGGGUGCAACUCAAUAUUAGGAAGGUGUUCCUAAUGUUUGGUAUACUCAGUCUAUCUAUCUAUCUAUCUAUCUAUCUAUCUAUCUAUCUAUCUAUCUAUCUAUCUAUCUAUCUAUCUAUCUAUCUAUCUAUCUAUCUAUCUAUCUAUCUAUCUAUCUAUCUAUCUAUCUAUCUAUCUAUCUAUCUAUCUAUCUAUCUAUCUAUCUAUCUAUCUAUCUAUCUAUCUAUCUAUCUAUCUAUCUAUCUAUCUAUCUAUCUAUCUAUCUAUCUAUCUAUCUAUCUAUCUAUCUAUCUAUCUAUCUAUCUAUCUAUCUAUCUAUCUAUCUAUCUAUCUAUCUAUCUAUCUAUCUAUCUAUCUAUCUAUCUAUCUAUCUAUCUAGAAAUGUACAUAGUGAACCCAGAGUAUUUCAGAACGUGACCUACUGCUUGUAUAGCAAUAUCAGACUAGGAAGAAUUGACGUUCACAAUCUCCUAUCUGCAAGCAUGACCAAUGGCAUAACACCUUAUUGAUAUGUAAAUUCAACCAACCAAUAGGAAUAUGUAAACAUACGCAUGCACUUGAUUCACAUGGGAAACUGUUGAGCAUUUUCCACCCAGCAGUGUUGCAGGUCUUGACACAAACCGGUGCACCUGGCACCUACUACCAUACCCCAUUCAAAGGAACUUGAAUAUUUUUGUCUUGCCCAUUCACCCUCUGAAUGGCACACAUACACAAUCCACAGCUCAACUGUCUCAAUGUUUAAAAAUCCUUCUUUAACCUGUAUCCUCCCCUUCACUGAUUAGAAGUGGACUUAGUGACACCAAUAAAGGACCAUAACUUACACCUGGAUUCACCUGGUCAGUCUAUGUCAUGGAAAAACAGGUGUUCAUAAUGUUUUAUACACUCAGUGUAUACAUGCCACCUUUCAGUUAUUUCAUAGACCGGUCACCAUGGUUCCCUGCCACUGACUGGUAACCUUCAGUGUUGUUUUCUGAAUCCAGUCUUGUUAAAAAAUAAAUUGAGUUGAUUUAUGUAAGAGAUGAUUUUGAAUGUCCAAGAGUAAUAGACAUACAUGUAUUUCUACUUUAUUUUGUGUACUAGAACUUCUACAGAGCCUAUAUUGACCUGAAAUAACUUGCAUUAUUAGCCUACUAAGACCACAUCUCUGCCGAGCUGACAAAUGCAAAUUCCUGUAGUAAUAAUGGUGUUGUAAUGAAAUUGGGUUAUUUAUCUGUGCGAGACUAGGCAAUCAAAGCAUUCCUCCCUGUCUCAAUUUGCAUGACAAUGUUAAAUUAACCCCCAUCAGACUCCACUUUGUGAUCCAUAAAGUUAAUACAACAGCGUAUAGACAUGGCAGAACAUUAUUGUAUUAUUUUACAGCAUUUUAGUCAGCGUAAUUCAUUCAUUAGAGGCUUGCGUUAUCAAAUAAUGUAUUUUCUACUUCAUUUCACAGUAGUCUGAUUGCCCAAAAAUAUGCAUUUGUUUUGUUGCGUUGCAUAUUUGUUAACUUGUUCAGAUACUGAAAUAAAGUCUUCUGCAA
Oncorhynchus kisutch (coho salmon) is the source of this 3731-nucleotide messenger RNA. RefSeq names its product potassium channel tetramerisation domain containing 12.1 (gene kctd12.1). NCBI's taxonomy places the organism in Eukaryota, Metazoa, Chordata, Actinopteri, Salmoniformes, Salmonidae. Gene Ontology annotation, molecular function: protein binding. Gene Ontology annotation, cellular component: postsynaptic membrane; signaling receptor complex; presynaptic membrane. Gene Ontology annotation, biological process: protein homooligomerization; regulation of G protein-coupled receptor signaling pathway. The transcript has a single exon. The record is from RefSeq and is a predicted model, not a curated record. Bases 46 to 921 code for a protein of 291 amino acids.